This is a messenger RNA of Trichoplax adhaerens, 330 nucleotides long. RefSeq lists its product as uncharacterized. Lineage: Eukaryota; Metazoa; Placozoa; Uniplacotomia; Trichoplacea; Trichoplacidae. Bases 1 to 330 code for a protein of 109 amino acids. The record is from RefSeq and is a predicted model, not a curated record. The transcript has 2 exons.
AUGCUGAUCUCAGAAAAUGCUCCAUCAGCGAUAUUCUGGAUUGGAAUACAAGAUUCUAGUGGUUUUUUUGCCAAUGCUGUAUGGCAUCAUAGCAAUGCGAGCGUUGGUGACUGGAAUCUAUGGUAUCAGGAUAUCGUUGUUGAUCCAUCAAAGUUAUGUACUGGAGUUUUCGAGAUAUUUGGUACAUUUUUCUGGAAGAAUUUGAGAUGUUCUGAUCCUUACCGAUUCAUUUGCCAAAUAGAUUUAAAUACAACAACAUCGAAUUCCAUAUUAGCUUCCUAUCUCUUUGCUAGCUACCCGCGACCUCCGCGUAAGCGUUUAGUUGGAUAA